Molecule: messenger RNA, 2190 nt
Organism: Mugil cephalus (flathead mullet)
Lineage: Eukaryota; Metazoa; Chordata; Actinopteri; Mugiliformes; Mugilidae
Product: opsin-3-like
Exons: 4
Coding region: 648-1745 (365 amino acids)
Biological process (GO): visual perception; G protein-coupled receptor signaling pathway
Cellular component (GO): photoreceptor outer segment; membrane
Molecular function (GO): G protein-coupled receptor activity
Source: RefSeq, a predicted model, not a curated record
UGGACAAACUUUAAAUGAAGAUGAUGAAGACUCUGCCUACGUUGCCGUGGAGACAGAGACAUCUGUGUCCAACAUCUGGAGCAGCUGUUAUUUGUCCUCAGGCUCCAGGAUGUUAAACAUGGAGCAUUGCUGCCCUCAGGCUGGACUGUCAGGAUCCGGAUGUCUCUGAGGACUCAGUCAACACCAGGACGUUUUAGUGAGUCCCCCAGGCUGUCCUUCAUGUCCUUCAUGUCCUUCAUGUCCUCAGAGUCCAGUCAGUCUGAACCCGCAGACAAGUUCUCUCUCUCUCUGUCUCCGUGUCGUCAUUUCUUGUGAAGGUAUUUAAAGCGUCUCCGCCUCCUCCGCUCGGAGCUCGGCUCUGUUCCUCCGCCGAGUCCGGGUCUCCUCCUCCGGGUCCGGGUCUCCUCCUCCGGGUCUCCUCCGCCGGGUCCGGGUCCCCUCCGGUCUCCUCCGGGUCGGACCGUCCGGACCUCCCUUAGACCGGAUUGUUUACGACACUUUCAUCACUUUUACAACUAAACUCCCGCUCGUGCCCAGGAGGAUGGAGUCUCGCGGAGGGGCGCGGGGCGACUCCAGGUGAAGCGGCAGCGCGCGCGCCGCCCGGGUCACCUAAAGCAGAGCAGGUGCAGCAACGCGCGGGCGGUCAGAUGUUCUCAGAGGUCAGCGACAUCAACCUGAGCGGCAACCUGAGCCUCAGCGGCGACCUGAGCGACGACUGGAGCGACGCGCCGACGCAGCGCCUGUCGCUCGGCGGCCACCGCGUGGUGUCGGUGUUCCUGGGCUCCAUCAUGGUGCUGGGCUUCCUCAACAACCUGCUGGUUCUGGUUCUGUUCUGCCGCUUCAAGUCGCUACGGACUCCCGUCAACAUGUUGCUGCUCAACAUCAGCGUCAGCGACAUGCUCGUCUGCGCGUGCGGCACGACGCUGAGCUUCGCCUCCAGUCUGAGAACCCGCUGGCUGUACGGGCGGCACGGCUGCAUGUGGUACGGCUUCGUCAACUCCUGCUUCGGCAUCGUGUCCCUGGUCUCGCUGUCCGUCCUGUCCUACGACCGUUACAGCACCCUGAUGGUGUACAACAAGCGGUCGGCGGACUUCAGGAAGCCGCUGCUGGCGGUGGGGGGGUCGUGGCUGUAUUCUCUGCUGUGGACGGUGCCCCCCCUGCUGGGCUGGAGCAGCUAUGGCCUGGAGGGGGCGGGCACGAGCUGCUCAGUGACGUGGACCGAGAGGUCGACCCGCUCCCACUCCUACAUCAUCUGCCUGUUCGUGUUCUGCCUCGGCCUUCCCGUCCUCGUCAUGAUGUACUGCUACGGCCGCCUGCUGUACGCCGUCAAACAGGUGGGACAUAUCAGACGCUCGGCGGCACGGCGCAGAGAGAUCCACAUCCUGUUCAUGGUCGUUACCACGGUGAUGUGUUACCUGCUCUGCUGGAUGCCGUACGGCGUGGUGGCCAUGAUGGCGACCUUCGGCCGGCCCGGCCUCAUCAGCCCCGUGGCCAGCGUCGUCCCGUCCAUCCUCGCCAAGAGCAGCACCGUCAUCAACCCCCUCAUCUACAUCCUCAUGAACAAGCAGUUCUACCGCUGCUUCCUGAUCCUGUUUGGAUGUGAGCGCCCCCUGAUGGAGGGAGGCCAGACCUCCAUGCCCUCAAAGACCACCAUGGUGCAGCUGAACCGGAAGCCGGAGCUGAAGCUGGACGACGGCACGUCUGACAGAACCGACCCGGCCGAGCUUCCCGAGAUCUGCUCCUGACAACCGAUAGGGUGACAGCAUGGGGACACGCCCACUCCUAAACCCCGCCCCCUGGAAACUGCUAUACAGUAGCAUGUAGCACAGUGGUUUAUUAAAGGAUACUGGUGUGAUCUGGUCUGACUGACGCCUCCUUAUUGACUUACAGUCCUACAGUCCACAGUGUCUCUAGUCUCCAGGAGACCACAGGUGUCCUCAGGUGUCUCCAGGUGUCCACAGGUGUCCACAAGUGUCCACAGUGUCUCUAGUCUCCAGGAGUCCACAGGUGUCUCUAGUCUUUAGGAGUCUACAGGUGUCCACAGGUGUGUUUAAUCUGCAGGUGAUAGAUUGGAGGAGGUGUGGUCUGGGCAGAGAUAUACAUGGGGGCGUGGCCUUUUAUUCUAAGCAUAAAUAAAUGUGUUUAUUGUUAUUUAUUAUAUUUGUUAAAUAAACCACGAUAACGAAUUAA